AAAUUUCCGCCAUGUUUUGACAUUGACAGUUCUCCCUCUCGAAACAUGUAAUGAAAAAAAAAUUAAUAUAAUCAAAAUUAUAAAAUGUUUAAUUCUCUCAAACAGCUACACAGAAAGAUCAAAAUUAACGGUUACGUGUCAAGAUGUCUUUCGUUGGAAACUCAAAAAGUAAUAAAACCAGAAACCAUUUCAAAACCACUUCCGGAAUUACAAAACGAUAUAAAACAAUUAAAAGUGCAUUAUGGACAACCUACUCACCAGACACAUCCACAUUUAUUAAAGGAAGGAGAACUUAUACCAGGAAUUCCACAUUCUGAGUUUGUGGAACGAAGACAGAAAUUGGCCGAAUUGAUUAGGGUUUACAGUAGUAAGCUUGAUGCAAGACUGCAGAAUCAUUUGAUUGUGAUACCAUCUUCAACAAAGAAAUACAUGAGCGAUAAAAUCCCAUACACAUUUAGGCAAAACACAGAAUUUUUAUAUUUAACUGGAUGUCUUGAACCCGAUUGUUGUCUUGUUAUUUCUAUGAUAUAUGGAGCACCUGAUAAAGUUCAUUUGUUUUUGAGGCCGAAUGAUGCAAGUGCAGAAUUGUGGGAAGGACCGAGAACAGGGCCACAGAGAGCACCUUUGUUUUUCAAUGUGGAUCUCUCCAAAUCCAUUGACGAUUUGGCUAGUUACUUAAACAAUUUCAAAUCCAUGACGAAAUCUUAUUCACUGUGGUUUGAUGCUGAAAACUGUGACUACCCGGCAAUCACAAAUAUUAUGAAAGAGUACAUGAAAGAUAAUAGUUUUCAAAAAGUCGAAGCGCCUACUGUGUUUAUACAGAAAUUGAGACUGAUCAAAUCGAGCUACGAAGUGAAUUUGAUGCAGAAGAGUUGUGCGAUUGCUGGUAUAGCUAUUAACGAUACUAUAACCAGCUCGGUACCAGGUGUCUCAGAGCAAACACUUUACGCCAAAGUCGAUUCCAGGUGCAGAGAAUUGGGUGCUCAAAGAUUAGCCUAUCCUCCAGUCGUUGCAGGAGGAGAGCGAGCAAAUACUAUACACUACAUAAACAAUAAUCAAGUCGUUAAUGACGGUGAAAUGGUCUUAAUGGAUGCAGGCUGUGAAUACCAUGCAUUUUCCAGCGACAUAACCAGAACCUGGCCAAUCAAUGGAAAAUUUACAGAUGCUCAAAAAAUUUUGUACGAAAUUGUGUUGAAAACUCAGAAAGAAAUCAUUUACAAUAUGAUGACCGAUGGAUAUCCUACAUUGGAUUCGCUGUUUACAAGAAUGUGUUUGUUGCUGGGUAAAUAUUUGCAGGAGGAGGGAAUUAUUAAAAAAACUGUACCAGAGAAGGAUUUACCAAAGCUUGCCUAUAGCUUCUGUCCACAUCACGUUUCACAUUAUCUCGGCAUGGAUGUACAUGACACACCAUUAAUCCCAAGAUCGAUACCGAUACAUCCAGGCAUGAUUAUAACAGUUGAACCAGGCAUUUACAUACCCGAGACUCGACUGGACGUCCCGGAACAGUUUCGUGGCCUGGGUGUGCGCAUCGAGGACGAUAUAUUGGUGACCAAUCAGGGACCAAUGAUAUUGACCCACUACUGUGCCAAAGAGAUUGCCGAUGUCGAGAAAUUGUUCCAGUCGAAAUUGAAGUGAUUUUGUACGUUUGAAAAAUAUAUCGAUGAAAUAUGCAGCGUGUGUUUUGUUAUGAUUGAUAAUGUAUUUUGUAUUGACCCUAUUGU
Messenger RNA from Ctenocephalides felis (cat flea), 1721 nucleotides. RefSeq names its product xaa-Pro aminopeptidase 3-like. The transcript has 8 exons. The coding region runs from base 85 to 1635 and encodes 516 amino acids. The record is from RefSeq and is a predicted model, not a curated record. Gene Ontology annotation, cellular component: mitochondrion. Gene Ontology annotation, molecular function: manganese ion binding; metalloaminopeptidase activity. NCBI's taxonomy places the organism in Eukaryota, Metazoa, Arthropoda, Insecta, Siphonaptera, Pulicidae.